UGUUUAAAAUCAAAACAAAAUUGCACUAAAUACAAAUAAAUUACUUUUCCUAAUUCUACGAGUCUUUAUGUUAAUACUGUAAAUGCAGUAUAAGUUAAAAAGCAGCGAUGAAUACUUUAAAAGUACUACUCAGGAACCGAAAGACAAACAUAUCUUCAAUAAGCCGCACCGUAACAACCAAGAAAAAAAUAUUCGACCCCAACGAGGAGGAGCAAUUACCGAUAUUUCAGUAUCCAGUGAGUAAAAGCUCAGAUAGAAGGGUGUAUGUAUGGGGUCUAGCUGAGACUGGGGCACUUGGAAUACAUUUGCCUCGGGGUAAGCAUAGAUCGAGAAAAUCAUAUAAAAAUGACUUUAAACUAGUAUGGCAUCCAAUGAGAUCAAGUUUCUGUGAGAGGUUUGAUGUCACACAAAUAGCCUGCGGGUAUGGUUUUACUGUGGCAGCAGUGAACACUAAGGAGCAGCAUAAAGUAUUUGGCACUGGCAUCAAUACAGACUCGCAGAUUGGAUACCAUGCUCCAAAGAUGGGUCAUCCACUAGAAAUGCUUCUCAGUCCUGCACCUAUAUACAUCCCAUAUAAGUCAUUGGAAACUAAGGUAAUUGGUCUAGCAGCCGGCCGAGCUCACACUCUAAUCCUAACAGAUAAUGAGGGGGUAUACACUCUCGGCAAUAAUGCAUAUGGGCAGUGUGGAAGGAAAAUUAAACCCUCGGAGGAAUACCGCGGGAGUAUGCACUCGCACAAUAUUAAGAAGCUUGGUGGCGAUAAAAUUAUUGAUGUGGUUGCAGGUCAAGAUCACAGCUUUUUCCUAACGGAAUCCGGUAAAGUAUAUUCAUGUGGAUGGGGAGCAGAUGGACAGACGGGGCUGGGCAAUUUCGAGGCGCAAGGACCACCGGCCCCUGUGCGUGGGGACAUCACCAGUGAGAAGGUGGUCAAGAUCGCCUCUACGGCCGACUGUGUGCUUGCGUUGAAUGGCAAAGGUGAACUUUUUGGUUGGGGCAAUUCGGAAUAUGGUCAAAUACCCAUGUCUACAGACCAACAGCAAGUGAACACGUCCUACGCUUUAGUACACUUCACUAAAGGGAUAGGGAAAAUAGUUGAUAUCGCCGCGGGUGGAUCGUUCUGUCUUAUUUGUAAUGAUCAAGGCGAUGUUUUUGUCUGGGGUUUCGGCUUAUUGGGUCUGGGGCCUAACGUUCACCACACAGCCAAACCCACACAAAUACCAGCACCUCUGUUCGGCAGGAAUGAAUUCAACCCAGAAAGCAUGGUAGUGAAGGUUGCGGGUGGCAUCGGACAUCUAGCAGCAAUAACUAAUAAUGGGGACUUAUACACUUGGGGCAGGAAUAGGCAUGGCUGUUUAGGUUUGGGGCACGACAAAGAUCAACAUUUCCCUUUAAAAGUUGGUAUUGGUGCUCAUGUACUGUCAGUUAAAUGUAGUGUUGAUCAUACCAUUGCUAUGUGUCGGCCAUUUGUAUAGUGAUUUCAAUGUUAGUUAUUUGAAUAUGUCAAUGAAAUUUGUAUCAUAUGUUUUGCUACCAAAAUUAAUAAGGAACUUCCUUUUUUCGACAAAUUGAAAAUAGUUUCAAAAAUUAUAAAAGCCAGUCCAUUGUGUUAUAGUUAACCAAUUAAUGUACAGAAUGUGUCAUGGCUUUUCUUUAUUGCCAUUAGCGAAAUUCGUGUUAUGGCUAUAACACGAAUUUCGCUAUGUGGAUCUUUACUGUGUUCAUGUUGUGAGCUAUUUUUAGCUUAAUUGGCAACUUCGGUAUUAUAUAAACAAACAUAUGCUAAUGUAUGUUUUACCCAAUUAAAUUCAGAUGUGGUAUAGUGAGUUUAAAUAUAAUUGUACAAAU
Messenger RNA from Zerene cesonia (dogface butterfly), 1845 nucleotides. Its product is annotated as RCC1-like G exchanging factor-like protein. The transcript has 7 exons. NCBI's taxonomy places the organism in Eukaryota, Metazoa, Arthropoda, Insecta, Lepidoptera, Pieridae. The coding region runs from base 108 to 1472 and encodes 454 amino acids. The record is from RefSeq and is a predicted model, not a curated record.